AUGAGUUCAGUUAAAACGUAUACGGCCUACGCAUUUGAGACUCUGUACUCAAAAUUGCACAAAACGGACCCAAUUCCGUUCUCCAAGUGGAAGCUUACUCUGGAAAACGACUCGAAUGUGGUGACCGAAAAGUGCCCUUUAUUUGUUACGUGGAACAUAAAGCAGGGAAACGAUAAGGUUUUGCGUGGAUGUAUUGGGAACUUUAGCGAUCUAACGCUACCUGCCGGUGUUCGUGAAUACGCUCUGAUUGCUGCUCUAGAGGAUCCAAGAUUUGAGCCUAUAACUCUACGGGAAUUACCAAAGCUCUCGUGUUCUGUGACACUGCUCAAGAACUUUGAGACCGGAAAAGAUGCUCUUGACUGGGAAUUGGGCAAACACGGAAUCAGAAUUCUGGUCAAUGGUAAAAGGUCUGCUACAUUUUUGCCCGAGGUUGCCACGGAGCAAGGAUGGACAAAAGAGGAGACGUUGCAACACCUUGUUCAGAAAGCGGGCUACUAUCAAACCAACUGGGAAGAGGCCGACAUAGAGCUUACUAGGUACCAAGGGAUUAAGGAGACUUUGGAUUACGACACUUUCAUGAGUUUACGGGAGAAACUGCAAUGA
Ogataea parapolymorpha DL-1 is the source of this 603-nucleotide messenger RNA. RefSeq lists its product as uncharacterized. The transcript has a single exon. Lineage: Eukaryota; Fungi; Ascomycota; Pichiomycetes; Pichiales; Pichiaceae. The coding region runs from base 1 to 603 and encodes 200 amino acids. The record is from RefSeq and is a predicted model, not a curated record.